This is a messenger RNA of Perca fluviatilis (European perch), 2007 nucleotides long. Its product is annotated as nuclear factor 7, brain-like. Bases 480 to 1874 code for a protein of 464 amino acids. NCBI's taxonomy places the organism in Eukaryota, Metazoa, Chordata, Actinopteri, Perciformes, Percidae. The record is from RefSeq and is a predicted model, not a curated record. Gene Ontology annotation, molecular function: protein binding; zinc ion binding. The transcript is spliced from 2 exons.
GACGGCAUGACAUGGGACGCUCCGGGCUGCAGUCUUGUCCCAAUGUGGCAGCACGCGUACACUGCUGCGAAACUACAGCCAAUCAGAGCGCAAGAUACGGGCUGAUGGGAAACCAGGGGAAAGGAUCUUCUGUAACUUUACUGUUUGCCACACGGACUAAGUUGUUGUUGAACCUAGAAGAACGUAAAACACGCGUGGAACAGUCUGUCGUGUAAACAGGCGUAAACGCCGUAAUCUUUCCUUUUUAUUCUUUGUUCUUUUACUGCAAAACAGCCACCAACAACUUGGAGAGCUUAUUAUUUCUGGCGGACGACCGUGGAUGUGGUGCUCACACACUUUCACCUGGAGGAAUCCGCGAUGGUCGCCGGCCGGGCGGACAAAACAGCUUCCCCUGAGUGAGUUCAGCUACAGGACAGAAAAGUGGAAAACUGAACAACCUGCUGACACUCCAAACACUGAAGCUUCACUUGAAGAAAAAAAUGGCUUCCAGAUCAGAGGAGGAUCUCUGCUGUCCGGUCUGUCGGGAAGUCUUUAGAAAUCCUGUUUUUCUAUCAUGUAGCCACAGCUUCUGUAAAGACUGUCUGCAGAGAUGGUGGAGACAGAAACAAGCUAGAGAGUGUCCAGUCUGUAAGACGACCUCCUCAAAUGCAAAUCCACCUUGUAACCUGGUGUUGAAGAACCUGUGUGAGGCCUUCUUACUGGAGAGAGAUCAGAGAGCUUCAGGGGCUCUCUGCAGUCUGCACUCUGAGAAACUCAAACUCUUCUGUCUGGACCAUCAGCAGCCAGUGUGUCUCAUCUGCAGAGAUUCAGAAAAACACAUAGACCACAAAUUCAGACCCAUCGAAGAAGUAACACAAAAACACAGGAAGGAGCUUCAGGAAACUCUGCAGCCCUUAAAGAAGAAGUUAAAGGGUUUUGAACAAAUUAAGGUGAAGUUUGAUCAGACAGCAAAACACAUAAAGCUCCAGGCGCGACGCACAGAGACGCAGAUUAAGGAUCAGUAUAAGAAGUUUCACCAGUUUCUAGAAGAAGAAGAGGAGGCCAGGAUGGCUGCACUGUGGGAGGAAGAGGAGCAGAAGAGUCGGACAAUAAAGGAAAAGAUGGAGGCUCUGAGCAGAGAGAUAGCAGCUCUUUCAGACACAGUCAGAGCCACAGAGGAGCAGCUGAGAGCUGAAGAUGUCUCAUUCCUGAUCAACUACAAGGCUGCAGUGGCAAGAGUCCAGCAGCGCCCCCUGCUGGAUGAUCCACAGCUGCUCUCAGGAGCUCUGAUAGACGAGGCCGGACACCUGGGCAACCUGAGCUUCUACAUCUGGAACAAGAUGAAGGACAUGGUCUCCUACACUCCUGUGAUUCUGGACCCAAACACUGCUCAACAAAAAGUCUUCCUGUCUGAAGAUCUGACCAGGGGGAGAUGGGGACAGAGAAAGCUGCUUCCUGAUAAUCCAGAGAGGAUUGAUAAAUACCCCUCUGUCCUGGGCUCUGAGGGCUUUAACUCAGGGACUCGCAGCUGGGAUGUCGAGGUUGGAGACAGUACAGGCUGGUCACUGGGUGUGUUAGCAGAGUCUGCCCAGAGGAAGGGAAGCAUACAGUCUGGGUUAUGGAGAAUAGGGUUCUUACAAGGUUAUUACUCAGCAGGGUCACCAUCAGAUCCAGCCACUGGUCUCGUAGUGCAGAAGCAGUUCCAGAGGAUCAGAGUGACUCUGGACUGGAACAGAGGAAAGCUGUCGUUCUCUGAUGCUGAUACUAACACACAGAUACACACCUUCACACACACUUUCACUGAGAAGAUGUUUCCAUUCAUUAGUCCUUGGUAUAACGUCCCACUGAAGAUAUUACCAGUGAAGGUGUGUGUGACAGUGGAGCAGAGCAGUUAGAGAUAAAGAGGAUGAUUAUAUUCAUGAUGUUUAAUUCUUAACCCUUGUGUUAUCCUCAGGUCAAAUUUGACCCAUUUUUACAGUCCUUUAUAUCAGAAAUAUUGGUUUUGUUCAACCGAAUUGCCCAAAAAUA